AUGAGCAAAUAUAUUUCCAUAUCCGAAGAUUGGGUGAAAGAGAAAGUCAAAAUUUCUAGUGAAAACUUAGAGGAUAUAAAAACACUGAUUUUGCAGGGAAAUUAUGAAGAGAAAAUAAAUUGUCUUGGGACUGCUUUAUUACAUUUUUCAAGGCUGAAAAUCCUCGAUCUAUCAAGAAAUGUUCUGAAGUCAAUUAGGGGUAUUGAACACAUCAAGACGUUAGAAGUUUUAAACCUGUAUUACAACAGCAUUGAAGAUAUUAAUGAACUUAGAGUUCUGGCUUUUAACAAAAAUAUCAAAGACCUUGAUCUUCGACUGAACCCAGUGUCACGUCUGAACUCAGAUUACAGGUUGUAUCUCACAUACAUCCUUCCUAAACUUAAAACUCUAGACUGUCGUUUGUUAAGAGACGCAGAACGGAAAGCAGCUAUUUCCUUCUUUGGAUCUGAUCCUACAGUUGAUUUGUGCCCAUUAGCUAUGUUGAGAAAACUUGAUGAUAUGCGAAUUAGUAAGACUAAUAAAACCAGACAUGAUCAUAGUCCACACUUUGUUGAAAAGUCUGACCGUUUGUUGAAAUAUUAUCAGGAUAGUAAUAAUAACAGUAAUAAUCAAAAUAACAAUAAUUCCCCUCCAAAUCUUGAAAUGUGGUCUAAUGACAUUCACCCCUUACAUAACACCCCCUUGACAUAUGAACAAGAUGGUUAUGAUAUGCCAUCCAAAUCACAAGAUCCAUGGACAACUAAUUUUCUACGCUUGAAUCCCAAAUCUAGAUUAGUGCCACCAGCGGUUGAUCCUCCAAGAGGUGUGAAGCAUGCAGAGUUUUACAAUGGGAAAGAAAGGUUACAAACAGAGUUAGAAAUGACUGUCCCUGGAAGAAAAGAUAGAAUUAACGAAAAAGAAACCACGGUUGAUAUUAAUGGCUAUCAACCGCAUAAGGAUCCAAGUGAACGAUGCUUAUCUGUUGGCCCUUCGGAAGUUAAAUUAAGUAAUGGUCCACGUAUACCGCCUCGUGGUAAACGUUUCACACCGUCCGCAUUGCUAUCCAACGGUUGUAUGAAGAAAAAUCCUGCGGAACAAGUUACUGUGGAAUCCGAAAAAUAUUUAGACUCUUCAUGGAUGAGAAAUGAACUGGAAAACAAUUUACCCGAUAAAACAGACCAGGCAUUCUUUCUCAUUAUGAAGAAUUUUAUCGAGGAGGCAGUUUCAGAAAGUUUCGCUCGCUACAAGCUGGCUGAGUUAAAGAGCAGUCUGUCAAAAUUUUCACCCUCAAUAGUGAAUGAAUCUGGGGUUACUGGAAUCUCUACACUACCACAUUCUUCAUUUGGUAGAACCUGUUCAUUAAGUGAUAAGGCAAAUUUUGAAAUGAAAACCAAUGGUCAUAUGAGUAAAAGUGAAAAUUACAAUACUAACAGUAACAACAAUCAAUUGAAUGAUGGCAAAAAUAUUACAAAUUCUGAAGAAUUUCAGCAAGAUGAUGAGAAAAAUCUGGAACAUUCGAAAAGAUAUCAUGCAAAAAGAGUUGAAGUGAUGGACUCCAUGAAAGAAGGAAAUGAAUUGGAAAAUCUGAAAGAAGUCAGCAAUAGAUUAACUACAAAAAAAGCUACUAAAGUCAUUCAGGAUGAAAAUGUGAGAAAUAAAGAAUUGGAAUCUGAAAAUUCUCGACUAACUGCUGAAGUUGAACGACUGAAAACUCGCUUAAGACUAUACGAAGAGUUUGCAUCUGCAAUGAACUCCAACAUGGCGGCAUUUCAUCCAGUUAUACCUUUAUCACUUAUGAAUUCUAAUGAAUUGAAUAACGGAAGUAAUUCUAUACAAUUAACGUCUGGUCCAACAGUAAAACGUGCGAUAUCAUUGAUCCCAUCAAAUACUAAUUCAUCAUCAUACGCAAAUGGAUUGAAAUCAGAAAAUGAUUCCACAUUUCAGGAGCACUUGUCCACAACAAUGCGUCAAGCAGUCAAUUUCAACGGUAGUGUAGAAAACCAAUCGAAUUCAAUAUCUUGUUCAAAGUUUAUGAAUUAGCUUAUAUCAAUGUCUGUGUCAUAUACCACUUGUGAACUUGCGUACUACUUUGAAAAGUAGUUUACAUCACAGUUUAAUAGUGGAUUCAACCAGUGUUCCUUGUAUUCAAUUAUGCUUCUUGGUGAAUGUUCUUUUUUUACUAACAGUAUUUGUUUUCUUACAUAUUUUAUAUGCUUUUAAUACUAUAUCACAAAAUGCUUUUUAUUCAAUGGUAGGACCUAUCUCUACCUUUCCUAUUGGUGCGGCUACUGCUUCUUUUGAUAAUAAUGGCGGUGCUGUAACUGUUGCGAGGAGAUGAAUGCUGAAGGUGUUUUGCGUAUUUAUGUACCUAGCACCUCAGUGAUUUUGUUAAUUGACUUUCUGGUGGAUAAUUGUCAACUAAUAAACACAAUAGAUUCUAGUCUCUGUCCUGUCUCAUUGUUCCGCAUAUUAAUUUUAAUUUACAUUGGGAUAUUUUAUGCAUUCCGAUCUCAUCAGCGUGAAAAUGUCAUCAAGCUUUAUCUUUGUUAUUAAAAUUUUCAAUGUUUAAACAACAAUUCGUGUUUGUACUCCUUCUGCCUGCUCACUAUUUCUUUUUUGGUUCUCUGUAUUACCAUUCUCUGUGUGUGUGUUUAUUUUCGUAUGUUUUGUGUACUUACAUAGGACUUUAAUUUUAACCGAUGCAUUUCCAGGUGCGGUGUUACACUUGUCUAUUUCUUUUGUUUCUUUAAUUCUCUUUUCCAUGACUUGUCCACACACAUGAAAUUUCAUGACUGAGAUGAAUUACUUUUACUCUAAUAAUCGUUUUCCAUGCUCUACUCACUAACACAGUUUUCCGUGUUUAGUUGUUGUAUCCUUAUGAG
This is a messenger RNA of Trichobilharzia szidati, 2861 nucleotides long. The record is from the annotation of a GenBank genome assembly. NCBI's taxonomy places the organism in Eukaryota, Metazoa, Platyhelminthes, Trematoda, Strigeidida, Schistosomatidae.